Molecule: messenger RNA, 1905 nt
Organism: Oreochromis aureus
Lineage: Eukaryota; Metazoa; Chordata; Actinopteri; Cichliformes; Cichlidae
Exons: 5
Coding region: 294-935 (213 amino acids)
Molecular function (GO): protein binding
Source: RefSeq, a predicted model, not a curated record
CACAAAACUGAGAACAAUCACACACAAGCAAAAAAAAAAAAUCAAUGUCACAGAAAUAAAGGCCGAUGCGUUUUGUUUGACCUUGGUUCGUGUGAAUACAGGUAGUUGUUUACAUUACAUCAUUUAUUGUGUGAGUCAUGGUGUGAUGUCAGAACCAAAUAAGCGGACAGCAGGCUCUUCCGCGGCAGUCUCAUGUGAUCAAUUACCAUCGUUUAUGGAGCUCUAUAGUGUUCAAUGAGAGUACCUGACGUGUUCAUAAGUGAAGCAGAGGAACCCUGACAAAGCGUCUAUAAAUGACGAGUCAGGAGCGAGAACGUGUUUCAGUGUCUGCUGGCCUACAUCACUUUGCAAACUGCUCAACUCAUCCUCUCUGUCCACAAAUGGUUAUUUCCCGGUUAAAACGAAACAAAAAACGGACAAUCCCCGCCCCUCAGACGGAGUUAAAAAUAUGCGCCGUCACCUCGCAUAACCUUCAGACGGAGAACCUGAAAGGAUCGCAGCCUCACUUCCUAAACAAAGCGAUGUCUGCAGCCGCUGUACUACAUCUGAGUCAGGGGUGGGGGGUGAACCUGCACAAGAACCAGCUGCCAGAUGUGGCCCUGAGCAAAACGGUUGCACUUAGAGGACUCAAUGAAAAGCGGAGCCAGCAGAUGCUCCUAACCAAGGCAAUGUGUGAAAUCUUCGUUAUCUUGGCUAAUGGUCAGAGAUGUCUGAUGCUCCUCCGCGCUGUACAGCUGCAAGUAAUGAUUGUGAGCAUUUUCAAAGAUGAAGUGCUGAAAAUGGUCAUCAAGGAAGCUGUUGUAGGAUAUACUAAGGAUAAUAUGAAGCUGCAUGUUGAUGGCACGCCACUGGACGACGACUCUGCACCAGUGACAAAAUACGGAAUCAAAACCGGCUCAGUUGUGCAGAUGGUGAUUAAGGUUCAUGGAGGAUGAAGGAGUCCAUCAUGAAUUCAUCUGAUUGCAUCAAAGUUACAGGAUACACCGAAGUAUAAAUACAUGUAAAGAGCAAAACUCUGAUUGAAGUAUGGCAUAUAUGGCUUUCCUUCUCCUUUGUGCUUUCUUCGAAUUUUAUGCCUCCUACCAUACCAGCACUAAUUCAAUAUUGCAUGGAAGGAAUAAUGAUUAAUUGGGGUGUACAUUUUUAAUGUAUUUUUUUUAACAAGUUGGUGGGGAUUUGUGCUCACAGUCAGAGGUGUGUGCGUGACGUCACAGAUCCACUGUCUGAAACUGAGGAUACAAACAAUAAGGAAGGAACCUCGUAAAAUUAUCAUUACAGGAAGAAAUUUGAAAACAAAAAUGUAACAGUACACAGAGCAACCUCCACAGAGUAAAUGCUGAGAAAAAAGUGAUUUUCUAUUUACUACUUCACGCAUUAUCCUUUUACAGUCUACAUGAAUAAAUACAUAUCACCAAAUGUCAUUAUUCUGCUCACAUUCCUCUGAUUUCUGUAUGUCGAGUGGUUUAUAGUUUUUAUGUCAGUGACAACAUUUGAAGACAUUUUGAAAUCAUGUUUGACUAAUUUAAUCUAAACUGAGCUGAAUAGCAUUAUGAUGAGCAUUGUGUGUUUCAUAUCUAUUUAAACUUUUUUAUUCAAAAGUGACCCUGGAUCAUGUUUUUCAAUCUAAUUGUUUAUUUUCUGUGACAUGUUUUGUUCUAUUAGCAACCACAAAAAUCAAGAAAAUGUUAAAUGCCUGUUAAAUAUGGAAGAAACAAAAAUAAAUCUGGCUUCCUCAUGGUUUGCUUUGACAAAAUAGAAGACUGUUUCAGAGGUGUCAGGGGGCACGGUGAAAAUGAAGUCCAAAAACUUAGUUUUGGGGAAAAGAAACUUUCUCUCGGGAAAUUUCCAGCUUAGCCUGAUUAUUGUACUAGUUUAGCUGUUCCAGUAAAUACUUCUAAAUCAACA